Anneissia japonica is the source of this 1135-nucleotide messenger RNA. RefSeq lists its product as uncharacterized. The transcript has 7 exons. NCBI's taxonomy places the organism in Eukaryota, Metazoa, Echinodermata, Crinoidea, Comatulida, Comatulidae. The record is from RefSeq and is a predicted model, not a curated record. Bases 55 to 1092 code for a protein of 345 amino acids.
UUUUUAGGUAUCGAGAGAGUGCAUGGUUUUCAUCAGCAUUUUGAGAUAAAAAAUAUGGGAAUUUUAUCAAUUGGCAACAAUGUGAACUAUAACAACAUUGCAAACAUGAUAAUACAGGGGCCUGCCAUCCAUUCUCAACAGGUCACCAACUUUCUCAAACAGAACUAUAAAACACCAAAAGAAUGUGUGUACACUUCUGAGUUCUAUCAACGUCGAACGUCCAAGGAACUUGUAUCAAGCUACGACGCCAACAUCUGGUCAGGCCACUACCAGAGACGCAAGUUGCAGCUGAAAGAUGGGUUCUUUACCCCCCAGCAUAAAGCUUAUCAAACCAUUGGACAAAUCCAACUGGACACAAAGGAAUUGGUUGCUGAUGUGUUUCAAGAUGGUCUUGAAAACAGGGCUAACAUUCAUGGACGUCCGCCUGCAAAACCUAGUGUUAAGACCCAACGAAGCACUGGCGAGCUUGCCCAAAGUUGGCAUAAGGAUGAUGUGACAGAAAUAGAAUUAACGAAAGACAAGUCAAGACAGAAAGAGGAAGAGUUAGCAACCCAAACCGCCGGGCUAACGUACAUCAAACAGCAUCUUGACGAUCUGGAAAUGGCUAUUAAUCGUACGCAGGCAGGACAGCAGUUUCAGAACUGUAUACAUGAUAUUGAACAUCAGCGAUUGUUGGCAGCAAGUAACCAAUCUCAGACCCAAGCCAUCAGCUUCUGUGCCCCCAAUUCACCAUCGUACACACCGCAACCGCAUUUAAAGCAAUCAAGAGGUAGCCAAGACCGCGGCCUACAGAUCAGGUCAGCAGACUCACUGCGGAGUGGUGCGUCGACAACGUCAACGAUAGCAAUACCAGUUGACGAAGAUCAAGAGGCGGAGCUAGCAAAGCUAGCCUGUGAAAGGAAGAAGAAAGCAGAACUGGACCGCCUUCAAUGUAUCAUCAUGGUGCUCAAUGCUCUUCACAAUAUGAGAACACGGGAUAUACGUUCUCGCGUACCUUUAUCUCAUGAGACUGUGAAACUCCUGUUUCGUGAUGUUAUUCUUGAUAUACAUGGCCGACCAAUUGUCAGGUAUGUGAACUAUGAUUUCUUGUAAAUCUUACAUCUUAGAGUGUAAAAAUUUCACUAUCUCACAACCU